Aphanomyces invadans is the source of this 2068-nucleotide messenger RNA. RefSeq lists its product as hypothetical. Lineage: Eukaryota; Oomycota; Saprolegniomycetes; Saprolegniales; Verrucalvaceae. Bases 5 to 2068 code for a protein of 687 amino acids. Gene Ontology annotation, molecular function: glucosidase activity. Gene Ontology annotation, cellular component: endoplasmic reticulum membrane; plasma membrane. The transcript is spliced from 5 exons. Gene Ontology annotation, biological process: (1->6)-beta-D-glucan biosynthetic process. The record is from RefSeq and is a predicted model, not a curated record.
GGCGAUGACGCCACCACGACGCCGAAGCUGCUGCUGCGCCGUCGGCCUUGCGGUGCUGGUCCAUGCAGCUCACAGCAUUGACUACGACUACGACAGCUUUCCCACAAAGUCCGGUGUUAGCAUGUGGGUAGACGUCGAUACCCCCGCGUCCGCGAGGAAGAUUCGUACGUCCCGCGGGGCGACGUGGGAUCUCGUCAUGAGUGACGAAUUCCAAAUCGAAGGAAGGUCCUUUCGACCGGGCGAGGAUCACCUCUGGACAGCUCUCGACAUCCCCGACGGCGUCAACGCCGCGCUCGAGAUGUACAACUCGUCCAACGUGUACACAAAGAAUGGCAAGCUCAUCAACAAGGUCGAGGAAGGACCGACCGUGGUUACAUAUUACAACCAGUGGCUUGAAGUGCCUGGCUUUGAAACACGAACGCUGCAUUACAAAGCCGGCAUGAUGCAGUCGUGGAACAAGUUUUGCAUGCAGGGCGGGCUCAUCGAAGUGUCGGCCAAGCUGCCCGGUGCCAUCAACAACGUGCCGGACGCCGAGCACAAGAGCGUCACGAUGAACCCGAACGCCGUUGGCGAGUACGAGGACCCCAAGACCAAAGUGAAGCGUGCAGUGACGCCUCAGGAUCGCAUCAUCGACGGCGCGUACUAUCCAACGUGGCCUGGCAUUUGGCUCAUGGGCAACCUGGGGCGGGCGCUCUUCUCGGCCUCCACCACGCGCAUGUGGCCUUGGUCGUAUGACGCUUGCGACAAAGAUCUCCCCGACCUGGCAUCCAACCAACUCAUCUCUGCAUGCAACGCGACCCCCGGCUACGGCCUGAACCCGAACCAAGGCCGCGGCGCGCCGGAGAUCGAUGUUCUGGAAGGCGGCGGCGCAGCGAUCUCGUCGUCGAUUCAAGUUGCGCCGGGGAUGCCAGACAACUACCGCCGCAAACCUGUGGUAAAAGGCGGACCCGACGAAGAACCGUGGGGCCUGAACAAGUAUUGCGUGUACGGCAAAGGGUGCAAAACGCCCGGGGCCAACAUGGUCGACACCCCCACGAGUGAGUUUGCGUCGAGAGGGCACAAGAGUUGGUACCAAGGGCUCAAGUACGCUGCCAAUAACCGGUGCCGCCCCAUGGACCAGGACAAGCAAGAUUACAACCAAGUGUACAACUUUUUGCGAAUCGGAAACCUGGUGAUCGGCAGCAAGACGAGAAACGACGGGUACAUUCGAUGGAGCUUGGACGGGUCGCCUCUGUUCGAGAUCCCGGCGGCGUCUUUGACGAGUCCGCCGCAACGGCCCGCGGGGUCGAAUGCGUCCAAAAACCCCGUCAAGGUCAUGGUCGAGGAGCCCAUGUACGUCAUCUUGAACGUCGCCCUCGCCAAAGCAUGGGGCGCGACUCCGCCCAACAUUGACAUCGGGCCGUGCCGCGGCAAUGCCACGCAUCCGCCGCGCCAUUCGUGGGCGUACAAUCAGUCCAACAACAUUUGCGACUCGUUCCCCAUGUACAUGGAGAUCGACUACAUCCGCGUCUACCAAGACAAGAGCUCGAUGGCGAUCGGAUGCGACCCUCCCACGCACCCGACCAAGGAGUGGAUCGACGGCCAUCUCACGUGGUACACGGACGAUCGGAACCCGAUGGUGCCCGUCGCUGGCCGCGCAACGUGCAACAAGGACGACGAUUGCACGAUGGACAACGCGAUGGCGCCGCCGACGGGACGCUGCAGCAACCGCCGAUGCGAGUGCGUCAAGGGCUACGGCGGCCCACGAUGCACGAAACUCAUGAACUUUGACGUGGCGUCGAAAUCGUCGUUUGGACCGUCGACCAUCUACCCCGUGCUGCUGCUGUUGGUGUGCAUCGCUGGCGUCGCGUACAUGCGGGUCCGCCGCAUGAGGUGGUUGACGCGAGCGACCGUGAUUGCCGAAGCCACGGCCGCCUCGACAUUCAUGCCGCUCGCAUCCUAUAAACCUGCCCACGAAUAUGACGACGACGACGACGGGCCGACGACGCCUGUUGUCGCGGGGAUUCGGAGGUACUAUGGCCCCGCGCAUCCCACUUCCGUGGGUGUGCAUGCCCCGUCCAUGGCCUAA